AUGGCCUCGACCAUCUUUCAUUCGCACCAGGACCCUCAAAGAUCAGCUACCUUACGUGCCGUUCACAAUGCAUAUUCGGCUAAACAGAAGCAGAAGGAGGGAGAUGUGAGGCUCGUAAUCGUUGUGAAAUGCGCUGAGAGGCCAAUAUCAGAGUUGAUGGUGCCAGACUUGCCGAACUGGUACGAGUUCACUUUUGCAUCGUCUUUUGCGUCACCUGAUCCAUACUUCUUCGAAACACCUCCUACCAAGAUCUGGACGCAGACUCUGACUCUGAGAGAACCCUUUCAACCCCGACCCAAUGAAACCUGCACGUGCCUCAGCCGUGUAUUCAAUCUCUCCCUUCCUCUCGCUCUCGACGUUCUCUAUCCCCACCUCCAAAACACCACAAACUGGGCAAAAGCCAACGAACCAUCACCAAAUCUCCACAACAGCCCACCAACCACCACGAAAAACAUGGUACCCUCCAACAAGAAAGACGCCAGUGAGGGGGAAAGUGAUACAAGUGACGAGGAUGACGAGGAAGGUGAUACCAGCGACAAAGAAGAGAGCGGCGAAGAUGAUGAAGAGGAGGAGGAGAAGCUUAUGUUCCAACAGAAGGAAUGA
Molecule: messenger RNA, 603 nt
Organism: Laccaria bicolor S238N-H82
Lineage: Eukaryota; Fungi; Basidiomycota; Agaricomycetes; Agaricales; Hydnangiaceae
Exons: 6
Coding region: 1-603 (200 amino acids)
Source: RefSeq, a predicted model, not a curated record